Meloidogyne enterolobii is the source of this 234-nucleotide messenger RNA. The record is from the annotation of a GenBank genome assembly. NCBI's taxonomy places the organism in Eukaryota, Metazoa, Nematoda, Chromadorea, Rhabditida, Meloidogynidae.
AUGAAUUUAUUUAAUAAAAUUAUUUUUAUUUUCAUUCUCUUUUUUAAUUUAAUAUUUUUAGUAACAACGACAACAGGUUCGCUUCCAAGCUCUCAUCACUCAACAAUAAAUCUUUCAAAACGCGAUAAUCAUCUUGUGCUGCUUGGCCCUGGUUCAUGUGAAAAGACUUGUAAUCAGCGUUAUAAAGGAAAAGAAUUUACAAAAUGUAUGAAACAAGUGUGCGGAUACCCAUAA